GUGAAGGAGAGUUCAAGUUUCUCAAAGUCAGAGACGGAUCCGGCUGGCAAACGCAAACUUUGCUCAUUCUGUUGUUGACGGCCGCGACGCAGCUCCUGUCCCCAUUCUGCCUUCGGUCUUUCGCCUGCUAUGUGUUCCUUUGACACUUUCGUUAGCUCUGGCAGUAUGUUCACCAGCUAGCUUCGCAUCAUAGGGGCAUCAUGCUGAUCAUGGCUAUGAGCCCGGGGUACUAGCCGAUCCGCUGUGUCUUUAUAUUGUGGCCGGGGUAGUCGUCAGGACGCUGGACAGACGAAGCUCCUUGUCUCCCUGCGAAAGCGCCAACUUCCAGCAGGAUGAGAAGGACACAGAGCGUAGGCCUUCUUUGGCUGCUUACUGCAGUUGGGGUUGCGAGGGCUGUCGUUCUCCCGCUCGAAGCCUUUCAGGUCGACGGUACGCACCUGACAUUGAAGGCGGGCGUCUCGCCGGGGAGCUUGCCCCCAGAGAUCGGCACAUGGAGCAACCUUACGCGCAUUGAGCUCGUUGGAAGGGGCUUAUUUGGAGCCAUCCCUCCUGCGCUGGGUAACCUCACACAGCUUCAGUACCUGGACCUCUCACACAAUAGUCUGAUAGGCCCAAUUCCAGCAGAGAUUGGCAAGUUAGACAAUCUUGUGUCCUUGAACCUUUCUUACAAUGCCAUUGCUGACCCUAUUCCCCCUCAGCUAGGCACUCUGGGCGCCCUGGCCUGGCUGAACCUGUUUGCUAACCGCAUUACGGGUGUCAUUCCUUCUGAACUGGGAAACUUGACCAACCUUCAGUAUCUAAGCCUGGCCACAAACAACCUGACCGGCCCUAUCCCUGCUGAGCUUGGCAAACUCAGCAAGCUCAGCCAGCUGUUCCUUUAUGAGAACCACCUCACAGGCUCAGUCAUUACGGAGCUGGGUAAUCUGCCCAACCUAGUCACUCUUUCCCUUAGCAACAACAGCCUCAGCGGCCUUAUACCCUCCUCCCUUGGCAACUACAGGCUUUCCACUGUGCUGCUGUCAAACAACUCUCUGACUGGUGUCAUCCCCUCAACCCUUGUCACAAGGCUCAAGAACAAUGCAACUUACGUUUGUCUGUACAUAAAGAGGGGAAACCCGGACCUGAUUUUUGAACCGGCAUCUGGGCUGCAGUGCCCUUCCACCCCACCACCGGUCACGUCUUCCAGCCCCCCUACUGGCAUCUUGUCUACCCCAGCUCCAAGUCCUGGUGUAAGCGGCCCACCGCCGUCGCUUGUACCAGGUCCUCCUCCGCCCAGUCCCACUCAAGUCAAUCCGCGCCAGCCGGAAGACUUGGGGAGACUCCUUGGACUGGCAUUGGCCCUCCCAACAGGGCUCCUCAGUUUCGGACUCACGGUGGCGUUCUUUGUCGUGGAAGUGCGUAAGCACCGCAGAGCAAAACAGGCCAUCGUGAGGAGCACUAUCAGUCUCUGCCAUACUGGGGCACGCCACACGUUGGCGUCGGGAACAACCCAUGAGAUCACGCAGCCACUCGAUCGGCCGAAGAACAUGGGAGACAGAGAAUUCGACGAGGAUUUGACAACAAUCCUGAACCAAGUGCUGCAAACAUUAGAAGCAUGGCCACAGUGUUUGGGUUUUCGUGGCGACCCGACGGAAGCUGUGUGGAGCCCCAACUUCAAAAAGUUCGAGCACUAUGUCCUCUUCCGGGCGUUGGUUGAUGCCGACUCUCGGUACGGGCCGAUGGGUUUGCUCGGAGUUUGGGACACGAACCGCGGAAGUCCUGAGGCUUUGGGAGAGAUCGUAGGUACCAUCCGCGAGUACCUUGAUGCCCAUCUGCACGAGACGUGGACGGGCAGCGUAGACAGACUUUGAAGACUCGUAGGAAUCAGCAGUGAGAUGAUGGUGUCACUGUACUAUCGUAAUCAAUCUGGAUGGUGUAGGCUUGCAACAACGCUUAUGACGCUACGUACUUCCUUAUCUGAAGCCUAGGCAUCCAAUGUAAAAGACUGUAUACGCCCAACAGUAGACGUUCCAGGAAUCUGCAAACUUGAAAAUCGAGGCCGCCGCGAAGAACUCAGAACGAUUGACCAUGUCAACUGGUUUGCGAUCCUCGACGUUAUUUGCAUC
Molecule: messenger RNA, 2105 nt
Organism: Klebsormidium nitens
Lineage: Eukaryota; Viridiplantae; Streptophyta; Klebsormidiophyceae; Klebsormidiales; Klebsormidiaceae
Source: the annotation of a GenBank genome assembly